Molecule: messenger RNA, 204 nt
Organism: Annulohypoxylon maeteangense
Lineage: Eukaryota; Fungi; Ascomycota; Sordariomycetes; Xylariales; Hypoxylaceae
Exons: 2
Coding region: 1-204 (67 amino acids)
Molecular function (GO): protein binding
Source: RefSeq, a predicted model, not a curated record
AUGCCUGAGGCAAUCGACCCGAAGUACCCUCGCGUUGUCGCGCGGGACGACUUCCAAAAGACGACAGACUACCAGCUGUCGGUCCAGAAGGGGGAGACCCUGUACAUCAUCUGGCGAGGAUUUGAACAAUGGCUUUUAGUCAUGAACGGGAAGAAGGAACAGGGAUACGUCGACCGGGACUGGGUGAUGGAGAUGCUCUUAUGA